Vanrija pseudolonga is the source of this 2254-nucleotide messenger RNA. RefSeq names its product Alpha-1,2-mannosyltransferase ALG9 (gene Alg9). Gene Ontology annotation, biological process: protein N-linked glycosylation. Lineage: Eukaryota; Fungi; Basidiomycota; Tremellomycetes; Trichosporonales; Trichosporonaceae. Gene Ontology annotation, cellular component: endoplasmic reticulum membrane. The coding region runs from base 65 to 2119 and encodes 684 amino acids. The record is from RefSeq and is a predicted model, not a curated record. Gene Ontology annotation, molecular function: alpha-1,2-mannosyltransferase activity. The transcript has 7 exons.
GACGGCACCUCAUCGCACCUUGUCCCACUCGUCCGUCCCACGGCUCAACGGCGACACGCACGCAAUGGCUCUCCCGGGUACAGAGACGAUCCGCUUCCGCCGGCCCACGGCGGGGCCCAAUGCCGUCGCGCAGAAGAGCGACGAGCCCAAGAAGGACCAGUUUGGCGACCUUGCGCCGACGGGCUGGAAGCGGAGGCACCAGGGCCUGCUGCAGGACCAGGUUGGCCGCCAGCAGCGUGGACCCACCGUCCCCUCCUUCUCGUUCGCGUUCCGCAUCCUGCUCCUCAUGAGGACCGCGGGCGCGAUGUACGCCGUCAUUGCAGACUGUGACGAGGUGUUCAACUUCUUCGAGCCUCUGCACUACUUUGUCCACAACGCCGGCUUCCAGACCUGGGAGCUGUCGCCCGAGUUCGCGGUGCGCAGCUGGGCCUACCUUCUUUUCCACUGGCCUCUGGCCACCUUCGGUCCUUACAUCCUCGGUCUCGGCAAGCGUCAGCAGUUCUUCGCGCUCCGCUUCUUCCUCGGCGCGAUCAGCGCGUUGGUGGAGGCCAGGUUCUACCGCGCUGUUGUUGACGCUGUCAACGAGCGUGUGGGCCGCUACCUUCUCUUCGCUCUGCUCUUCAGCGCUGGCAUGUGGACCGCCAGUGUUGCCUUCCUCCCCUCGUCAUUCGCCAUGUACGCGACUGCGCUGGCUGCCUCCGAGUGGUUCCACCCAGCCACCUCGACCCGAAUUGGCGUGAACCGUGCGUUCCGUGCCACGCUCUUCACUGCCAUCGGCGCCAUUGUUGGCUGGCCGUUUGCGGCUGCCCUCGGCGUUCCCUGCGUCCUCGAGUACGCCCUCCUGGCCGCCGGUGAGACCGUCCUCCCCAAGGAUCGCCUCAGCUGGGGAAGCAAGCGUCUCUCUACCCUCGUUGGCGCCAUUGUUGUGUCUGCCGCCGUGGCGAUCCCAGUGGUCCUCGUCGACUCGUGGGCUUACGGCAGGUUCACGUUCCCUACGCUCAACAUUAUCUUCUACAACCUGUUCUCGAGCAACGGCCCCGACCUCUACGGUACCGAGCCCGCUUCGUACUACUUCCUCAACCUCUUCCUCAACUUCAACUUCUUCACCCCUCUCGCUCUCCUCUCGCUCCCUGCCUUGUUUGUCACCUACAACGUCGACUUCCGUCGCCUCGGCAAGACCCAGCUCAAGCCCAAGGAGGGCGAGACGAGCCCUUACAUCCUCCUUGCGGUCCGCCUGUCCCCGUUCUACCUUUGGCUCGCGAUCCUCACUCUCCAGAGCCACAAGGAGGAGCGCUUCAUGUACCCUGCGUACCCUCUCCUCGUCUUCAACGCCGCGGUCACCGUCUUCCUUGCCAAGGGCUGGCUGGAGACUGCCUUUGUCAAGAUCACCAAGUCGCCGUACAGGGCUGGCCAGACCAACCUCUUCUCGCAGUUCUCCUUCCUGGCCAUCAUCAUCCCCUCGAUUAUCUCGAUCGGACGCAUCUUUGCUCUCUUCCAGUUCUACCACGCGCCUUUCGACGUCGCCGCCCACUUCCAGUACACCACUAUCCCCAACAUUCUCUCGGGUAUGGGCUACCUCCCCAUUCCUCCUCCCAAGGGUGUCAAGCCCAGGGAGGACCACGUUCACGAGUGGGACUUCUCGCCUCUCGCUGAGCUCGAGAACCCGAUCACCGUGUGCUUUGGCUCGGAGUGGCACCGCUUCCCCUCGAGCUACCUCUUCCCUGAGGGCGUUGAGCUUCGCUGGAUCAAGAGCGAGUUUGACGGUAUGAUGCCCCGUCCUUGGGACAAGAGCGAGGCUGUUGGUCUCUGGCCCCGCGCCGAGACUCGCGUCACGCACGUCGGUCGCUUCAACGGCGCCAACAAGGCCUCGGCCGUGCCCGGUACCUACGUCCCCAUCGAGCAGUGCACGCACCUCGUCACCCUGUCGCUCCCUUCGCAGACCCCAACUGCGCUCGAGCCCGACUACAGCCUCGAUGAGGAGCACUGGGACCGCGAGUACUGCACCACGUUCCUCGACGGUGCCAGCUCCAAGUGGUGGUCGCGCCUCAUCUGGCUCCCUGCCAGCAUUGGCGACAGUGGCCGUGUCUACGGCGACUACUGCCUCCUCCGUCGCAAGUAAGCUCUGCGCCGUUGAUUUAGCUUCUGCGCAAAAUAACUAGGCCUCUACUUGAGUGUUCUGCCUACUAGAGAGCACCCUAUAUAGAGUGCAUCCACAUCGCACACCCGCAUCUCCCUGCAUCCAAUGCAAUGCAUC